This is a messenger RNA of Rhineura floridana, 1834 nucleotides long. RefSeq names its product ADP ribosylation factor like GTPase 5B (gene ARL5B). Bases 286 to 825 code for a protein of 179 amino acids. Gene Ontology annotation, cellular component: cytoplasm; trans-Golgi network. Lineage: Eukaryota; Metazoa; Chordata; Lepidosauria; Squamata; Rhineuridae. Gene Ontology annotation, molecular function: GTP binding; GTPase activity. The record is from RefSeq and is a predicted model, not a curated record. Gene Ontology annotation, biological process: vesicle-mediated transport; protein localization to Golgi membrane; intracellular protein transport. The transcript is spliced from 6 exons.
GAGGCAGGGAGACAAACAAACAAACUCAUGCUAGUUUCGGGCUUGCGUCAGUGCUAGUCAUGGAACGUGCGUCUAGCGGACGUCGUGACGUUGAGAUGCCGGGCGAAGGAAGGAUGGGGAAAGGACUCUUGAUUGCUGCUACCGUUGUCGAAAGCAAGGAGGAAGAGGGGGCGGGGCUGGUUUCGGUCCCUCCCACUUUAUCCGCCGCGUUGGCUAAGAGAAAGACGAACGGCAGGGAGGAAAGUCUUUCGUCAGCAGCAGAGAAGCAGUUCUGCUCGGUUCGGGAUGGGUUUAAUUUUUGCCAAGCUGUGGAGUCUGUUCUGUAACCAGGAACACAAAGUGAUAAUUGUGGGACUUGACAAUGCUGGAAAAACCACCAUUCUAUACCAGUUCCUAAUGAACGAGGUGGUUCACACUUCUCCCACUAUAGGGAGCAACGUUGAAGAAAUAGUAGUAAAAAAUACCCAUUUUCUCAUGUGGGAUAUUGGAGGACAGGAGUCCUUACGAUCAUCCUGGAAUACCUAUUAUUCAAAUACAGAGUUUAUUAUCCUAGUAGUUGACAGUGUUGAUCGAGAGAGACUGUCUAUCACAAAAGAAGAACUGUGCAGAAUGUUGGCACACGAGGAUUUGCGGAAAGCUGCAGUUCUCAUCUUUGCAAACAAGCAAGAUAUGAAAGGCUGUAUGACAGCGGCUGAAAUUUCCAAGUACCUCACCCUAAGUUCCAUAAAGGAUCACCCGUGGCAUAUUCAGUCUUGUUGUGCACUAACAGGAGAGGGAUUGUGUCAAGGUCUGGAAUGGAUGACUUCCCGAAUUGGAGUAAGAUAACCUUUUUCCUGGAUUCAAAGUAACACUUAUCCUAUGGACAAAGUCUUUUGUGGUACACUUGGCUACUGAGGUAGCAACAUGUUUAACUUAAAACUUCUGAAACCUCCACAAGCAACACUUGAAUCAAGUGCAGCUGAAGUGAAACUCAAAAGUAUUUUUUUAACCUUUUUAAAAUGCACUAAUCUUGGAUGGAUGAACAAGUGGGACUAUAUGAAAGUUCUCCUAUCUAAGCUAAAUGACUGCCUUGUAACAACAUUUGCUAUCAAAAAAGCUCUUUAUAUUAGCUGCUUAAUAGCCUCUAACGUAGGUCAGUUUCCUUCCUUUCCAUUUCUAUGCUGCAACAGCUUUAAGAAUCCUAGGAUUGUGGGUAUUAAAGUCAAGGUGAUGGUAGUUAAAAUAUUGAUACGUACUACAGGUGUUCUCUAACACUGAAACAGUUAUUUAUUUGUUGUUGUUGUUGUUGCCUUUUUGUUUAUAUAUUUUUGUCUUGGUGAACAUAUACCUUUGUAAAAACUUAAUUUGACUGCUGUUUUAUAUAUUGGGUUUUCCUGGAAAAACUUUUUUGUAAAUUAACAGUGAAUAUGCUGCAUGUCUGCAAGGAGAACAAAUUUAUUGCACUGUAUUUUAACAAUGCAAGUUUAAUAGGGAAAAUUAUUCAAAUAUAUUGGGGUAUAUCUUCUCUAACAUUAUUGUGUGGUAACAUUAUGUGAAAGCCAAACUGUCUGAUGGGAGAUCAUGGGAAAGCCAAACUCUCCUGGAUAUUGUGUUUCUACCCAAUGAGGUUCUACAAUCUGAUUCUGAAUCAUUGCAACACAGAAAUUAGUUCUUCGAAAACAACUGAUCUAUGUAAAAUACACACACACCUUGAAAAGCGAGGCCUAAUUACUUCUCCAUUGGAGAAAAUCAUACUGAAAAGUAUACUUGAAAAUAACUGUCAAAUUGGCUUAACCUUUCUAUAGAAACCAUUGAGUAAUGCAUUAAACUGGCUUGCUUUCCCCCCCAAAAAAAA